AUCCUUUAAGGUUAAACAACUUGAUUAGAAUUAAUAAGGACUGAAUAAUUGGUAGAUUAUUGGUGCCCUUAAUUAAUUGCUGCAAAUAUUUAUAAGAUGCAUAACGUGUUUUACUAACCAGCUAUGUGGGUCAUUCAUGAUAAUGAAUGGGUGAAUGGUAUAUAUUGUAUAUGUACUGUUUUGCAGGUUAUGGAGUGACUAGUAUGGCCCAAAUAGGAUAGAAAAUAUGGUAUGCGCACCAUUAAUUUGAAUGUAAUUGGUCUAAUGCACCAAAUUUGUUUUUCAAUUUAAAUAUGGUCUGCGUACCAUCAAAUAGUUGUAAUUAAUUUAAUUAUAGCUUAUCCUAUUUGAAGAAAAUGGCGCCUCCCACGGUGAAAUUCAAGACGAAGUUUCCAUUUUCGACACGGACUUUGAAGUUGAAGCUUCAAGAUGAAGUCGGGCCAUACUAGAUCACAUUUAUCUUAUGCAUGCUUUAAGUUAUUUAUUGCUUUCAAUAUGUCUUAAUUAUGCAUGAGAUUGUGGCUUGAUUAUGUUGCAUGAUUAAGGAUUUUAGUUCACUUAAAAUCUAACCAACAUAGUAAAAACCUUAAGUUCCAAACUUAAAAAUUGAGUUAAAAGGUGCAAUGCCAAAGUAAACACUUGCUUGGAUAUCCUUUACAUCAAUCUAGUAAUAGUUUUCGCUCGGCCAGGUGUUACUUAUUGGUCCUAAAGGGGUAAGGUACACAAAUAAUUGUGAGUACAUGUUAGUUUUGGUGAAACUCAACGAUAUAAGUAAGGAGUUCAUUUAUGUCGUGGUAAAAUCGAUAGGUUUACCUAAUAAGUUCUUAGACGUACCUAUCAACCAAGAGUAGUUUCUAGACUAUUAGCAAAAGGUUUUUGCUUACCUAAAAGAUUUUAGAAUUGAGUCUAAAUACGUAAUGUGCUUAAUUCUUCAAUGGGUUUUAGGAUCUUGGAAUCAUUUUAUUCACACCUGCCGGAACACAUAACUUGAAUAAAAUGUUUAAUGAACAUUGAAUUAUGCAUGUAUGCUAGAAUUUAAGUUUAUUAAGAGAAACUGUGAAUGAUUAUUUAUUUGUUUAUUCUUUUCAAUUGUAGUUUUAACUAUGGCAAACAACAAUCAAAACAUCAUCAUGGGUUCUGAGCUUAUGGUCAAGCUGAACCUAACAAAUUUUCUUGAAUGGGAAGCUAAGCUAGUUGAAAUAGUCAGACUCAUUGGACUUGAGUAUGUACUGUUACAUCCUAUGCCAAGCUACUAUGCCAGAGACAUGACCCCUGAAAGAUGUUCCGCCUGGGAUGCGGAUCUCAAAAAGGUUAUGAGUCUUAUGCUGAACAAUAUCCCUGAUGAAUGGGCUAGAAGAUUUGUAGCUUAUGAACCUUUUACGCUCAUCAAGAAUCUGAGGGAUAUCUGUCGUGGAAGCAUGGAGGACAGGGACCUGAACGUCCAUGAGUUGAUUGAAUCAAUGUCUGGUCUAAAGGUUAGUUCUCUCAACAGGUGUUAUAGGAUGGAAGUCCAAGAAACACAUGUUCAGCUCCUUCACACUAAACAAAGGGUAGGCGUCCCACUAAGGUUCCAUGUGGAUCUUAUGCUUUCAUAUUUCGAUCGCCUAAGUCUGCUAGGAACACCAAUAAGCGAAAGGAUGGCAGUCUCUAUCUUGCUCAAUUCACUGCACAGUGGGUUUGGUCGCUUCAAGCAACUAUACCUAAGUGAACCAAGAGAAGAAACAGUUGCAGAAUUUGUUCACCUUGUCAGAAAGGCUGAGAUAAUACUGGACUGUGAAGCCAAAGAUUUACUCAAGGCUAAAGGGAGACCGUUUAAGAAAAGUGGAAAGUCCAAGGGCAAUGCUAAAUCAAAGCAGGACAAGUCCACAUCAAGCUGUCUUUAUUGUGAUGGAAUAGGCCAUUACAAAAGAGAAUGUCCAAAGCUAAAGGAAGAUCAGAAGAACGGAACAGUCAUUCCAUCUUCAGGGACUAAGAAGAAGUAUAAAGUUAAGCAAGGGUGAAGUCGACCUACGAGUGGGAAAUGGAGCACGGAUUGCUGCAUUAGCUGUAGGAACUUAUUAUUUGUCGUUGCCCUCUGGGCUAGUUUUGGAACUGGAAGAGUGUUUCCAUGUUCCAAGUCUUACUAAAAACAU
This is a messenger RNA of Spinacia oleracea (spinach), 2132 nucleotides long. RefSeq lists its product as uncharacterized. The transcript is spliced from 2 exons. Gene Ontology annotation, molecular function: zinc ion binding; nucleic acid binding. The coding region runs from base 1104 to 2000 and encodes 298 amino acids. The record is from RefSeq and is a predicted model, not a curated record. NCBI's taxonomy places the organism in Eukaryota, Viridiplantae, Streptophyta, Magnoliopsida, Caryophyllales, Amaranthaceae.